AUGGAUUUUCAUGAUCUCUUCCCAGAAGCCGUUACCGGCGCUACCCACACCGCAGCCACCGCAGCCGUUCUCAGUUCAGACACGAAUCAACCAAAAACCAGGAAAUCAUUUGUGGAAGCUAUCUCAAAUGUCUGUGUUAUCCCCACCAGCCAGCUACCCACCCCUUGCGUCAAAGGGGACAGACUUUCGAUUAUGAUACCAGAAGACGAAUACAUCUUGGGCCUGGAAUCAUGUAAGCAUAACUUACAUGGUAGAAUUCUUUGGCCAAAAGGUUCCACCCCCAUCACAGUUCAACAACUAAAGACCAAACUCCAAACCCUGUGGAGCUCCCUCCCGAAAUGGGGUAUCACUUCUCUGGGCAAGGGUUUUUACGAAUUCUCAUUUGCAAACCUUGAAGACGUUCGUAGAGUUCGUUCCUCACCAGCUUGGAAUCUCAAUCCAGGUAUCCUCAAACUUUUCCCUUGGACAAAGGAUUUCGUACCUUCAAACAUGAACCACAGUUCGGCACAAGUUUGGGUCCGUAUUCAUGGGCUUGCUCAGGAAUAUUGGCGACCGAAAAUCCUGUUUACUAUUGCCAGCAGCAUAGGAAUUCCCAUUUGUAUUGACUCCUCUUCCAAUAAACCGAUGAUUGAUAGACAUUUUGGCCAGUUUGUUCGGGUGUUGGUGGAUAUUGAUCUCACAAAGGAACUGAGGGACAAAAUCUUGGUCGAAAGAACAGGUUUUGCUUUCUUCGUGGAUCUCGAAUAUGAGAAAAUUCCAGAUUUCUGUACCUACUGCAAAGCAUUGGGUCACACUAUUCACACAUGCAGAAGGAAGAAGGUUUCUGAACAAAAAACAGAACAGCAAAACAAAACCAAUAUUACCGACCACAGCAAAAAACCUCAGCAGGGCAAGGAGAAUAAGGGUAAGGAGCCAUUUAUAGAUAAGACUCCUCCAAUGGGGGGUGAGACAAGCGGGAUCAUCAAACCUAGUGAAAUCAACAACAAGACUGUCGUAGCCGAUAUUAAUAGUGACGUUGUUCCUUCCCCAAACGUGGAGUUAAACAACAAUUCUAUAUUAACACCAAUUGUGGAGAUUGAAGAAUCAAACUUGGUGGAAAUUAUUGUGCAAGAGAAGAUUCUUAAGGCCGCAGCCGCUAUCAACCAUCUGGAGGAUUCAAGUUCUGACUCGGACUUUGUUGUAGAAACCCAACAAGUUGCCACCAAUACGCGGAAAAAAGACAAUACAAACAGCUUCCUAGAUGACUCGUGGAACUCCCUGGCUUCUCAAUCGAGAAACGAAGUUUCUUCGGAAGAGGAUGAAGGCAACUUCAAAGAAGUGGUUACUAAAUCCCAAAAGAAAAAAAGUAGAAGGAAAAUCAAAACCAGGGACACUUCAGGCACCGGUUCAAGAGCUGGUACUGGAAAGCCACCUCAAUGA
Vicia villosa (hairy vetch) is the source of this 1419-nucleotide messenger RNA. RefSeq lists its product as uncharacterized. Lineage: Eukaryota; Viridiplantae; Streptophyta; Magnoliopsida; Fabales; Fabaceae. The record is from RefSeq and is a predicted model, not a curated record. The transcript has a single exon. Bases 1 to 1419 code for a protein of 472 amino acids.